Messenger RNA from Cutaneotrichosporon oleaginosum, 1774 nucleotides. RefSeq lists its product as uncharacterized. Gene Ontology annotation, cellular component: glutamyl-tRNA(Gln) amidotransferase complex; mitochondrion. The record is from RefSeq and is a predicted model, not a curated record. NCBI's taxonomy places the organism in Eukaryota, Fungi, Basidiomycota, Tremellomycetes, Trichosporonales, Trichosporonaceae. Gene Ontology annotation, biological process: glutaminyl-tRNAGln biosynthesis via transamidation; mitochondrial translation. Gene Ontology annotation, molecular function: glutaminyl-tRNA synthase (glutamine-hydrolyzing) activity.
CUCACUUGAACAACAAUCGCGCUUGGGACUCAGAUCUAAUGGCUACGUUUACUGCGCGCGCGUGGUCGCGCACGUAUGCUCUUCAUGGCACUGUCGCUGGUCCCUCCCGCUUCGCAGCUCGCCGGCCAGCGAGCACACAGGCUACGCCCACGCCUGUGGAUGGAUGGGAGCUUGUCGUUGGCCUGGAGAUCCACGCCCAGCUGCGUACUGGGCGCAAACUGUUCUCUCGCGCCCCGCUAAGCCAUGACGAGGACCCGAACACGAACGUCGCGCUCUUCGACGCCGCGUUCCCCGGCACUCUUCCGGUAAUCGAUCCCGAGGCUGUCAGGCUGUCGCUCCUUACUGCCAUGGCGCUGGAGUGCAAGAUUAACGCGCGCUCCACAUUCGAUCGCAAACAUUACUUCUACCAUGACAUCCCACCGAGCUAUCAGAUUACGCAGCACUACAACCCAAUUGCCCGUGAUGGAGUAGUACGCUUUCAGGCCGGCGAGGGUGGGGUGCAUCGCGCAUUCGACGUCGGGAUUAUACAGCUGCAGAUUGAGCAGGACACGGCCAAGAGCCAGACAGUCGGCGGGGAGGUGCUCGUUGACUUGAAUCGCGCUGGGACGGGGCUGAUGGAGAUUGUCACGAAGCCGCACAUGAGAUCCGCCGAGGAAGCCGGCGCAUUCGUCAGAAGGCUGCAGGGCUUGUUGCGUCGCGUAGGCUCGGGAGACGGUGACAUGGAGAAGGGGAACAUGCGCGUCGACGUCAACGUGUCGGUACGAAGGCCCGGCGAGGCUUUCGGCACGAGGUGUGAGAUCAAGAACAUCAACUCGGUCCGAUUCCUCCAGCAAGCUAUUGAAGCUGAACGUCGCCGGCACAUUGCACACUACGAAGAAAAUCCUGGUGUUCCCCUUAAACAGGAGACGCGCGGGUUGAACGAACUCACUGGCGAGACGUACAGUUUGAGGAGCAAGGAAGAGGCAGAGGACUACCGCUACAUGCCCGACUCCAACUUGCCAGCAUUAGCACUGGAGCAAGGCUACAUCCGUCAGUUGAAAGAACAAUUGCCAGAGAUGCCGUGGAGCACAGUUUCGCGGUUGUCUGAGACGUACGGCCUCGACAGGCGAGAUGUCGAGACAUUGGUACAUCUUGACGAGUACUCGGGUGCAGGCGUCGCCUUUUUCGAGGAGGUAGCCGGCGGCGACAAGCAGCUGGGUAAGAAGGUGUCGAACUGGAUUGUUCAUGAGCUGCUCGGGCAGUUGACGAAGGCGGACAAGCCGUGGUCUCCCAGUGUUGUGCCUGCUGCCCUUCUGCGAGACAUUGUCGUUGCUGUUGAAGGAGGAAGGAUCAACGGUACAACCGGCCGCAACGUGCUGAAGCAUGUCGUGGCGGAGGGCUCCUCGGGGCAAACCCUCGAGGGGCUGCUGCUGGAGCUCGGCCUCUUCCCAUCUGAGUCCCCUGCCGCCCUCUCCGACCUCUGUCAACAAGUGAUCACCAAGUUGCCCAAGGAGGCUGACAAGGUGCGCAAGGGCAACGAAAAGGUCGUCAUGCGGCUCGUCGGCGAGGUCAUGAAGAUGAGCAAAGGGACGGCCGACGCAAAGAUCGCACACUCUACGCUUCUGGAAAUGCUUCGUUCACCCCAGGAGUAGUAUUCAGGCACCAGUGGCGUUGGAUGGAGUUCCAUGAGGCGCUCGAUGGCAUCUCAGAAUGUAGAACUAGCACAUUGGCGUUGAGUCGGGAAGCGGAGCUGUCAGCUCAGCACGCUCCACAUGCAUGCAUAUCUUGGCAUUGG